This is a messenger RNA of Oncorhynchus mykiss (rainbow trout), 742 nucleotides long. NCBI's taxonomy places the organism in Eukaryota, Metazoa, Chordata, Actinopteri, Salmoniformes, Salmonidae. The record is from RefSeq and is a predicted model, not a curated record.
CUCCUGACCCUUUUUCUAGGCCCGUAUUGAGGAGCUGGAGGAGGAAAUUGAGGCUGAGCGUGCUGCCAGGGCCAAGGUUGAGAAGCAGAGGGCCGAUCUCUCCAGGGAACUUGAGGAGAUCAGCGAGAGACUGGAGGAGGCCGGAGGCGCCACUGCUGCUCAGAUUGAGAUGAACAAGAAGCGCGAGGCUGAGUUCCAGAAGCUGCGUCGUGAUCUUGAAGAGUCCACCCUGCAGCAUGAGGCCACAGCUGCCGCUCUGCGCAAGAAGCAGGCCGAUAGUGUGGCUGAGCUCGGGGAGCAGAUCGACAACCUGCAGCGCGUCAAGCAGAAGCUGGAGAAGGAGAAGAGCGAGUACAAGAUGGAGAUUGAUGACCUUUCCAGCAACAUGGAGGCUGUCGCCAAGGCUAAGGGCAAUCUGGAGAAGAUGUGCCGUACUCUUGAGGACCAGCUGAGCGAGCUCAAGACUAAGAAUGAUGAGAAUGCUCGCCAAGUCAACGACAUCAGCGGACAGAGGGCCAGACUCCUGACAGAAAAUGGUGAGUUUGGCCGCCAGCUGGAGGAGAAGGAAGCCCUGGUGUCUCAGCUGACCAGAGGCAAACAGGCCUUCACCCAGCAGGUGGGGGAGCUGAAGAGACUGAUUGAGGAGGAGGUCAAGGCACUGUGUUAUGAGGUAGAGCACACGGUGUCUCCAGUGCGCUAUUCUAGCCCGGAGCGCACCAGCUCCUCGGAUUGGCCGGGCUAG